AUGAUGAAAGGGAAAUCUGACAUUGCACUCCAAACGGACGAGGCGCUGUCAAUGCCUUUGAAUGGCUCCGUCAUGUUGUUUUCGUUGUACGUUUCCUUGCGCUUUAUUCCGAAGGAAUACUUUAACAUCCUGAUUUCCUUCUAUCUUAGCUUGAUUAGUGUCUUCGCUUUUCACAUGUUCAUAAAAGGGUAUAUCAAGCCCAAUAUUCUCACCGGACUGAUCUGCGUAGGAACCGGGUGCGGCAGCUUUUUUGCUCAGAACUGGAUCGCAAGUAACAUACUGGCCUUUUCAAUCGCCGUCACAGCGCUUGAAAGGCUGCCUGUGAAUGGGUUCACGACCUCUUUCAUUCUGCUGAUUGGCCUCUUCUUCUACGACAUCUUCUGGGUAUUUGGGUCGGACGUCAUGCUGAUCGUGGCGACCGGCAUUGACGGACCAAUAAAGCUCGUGUUUCCUCAGACGAUCUUUGGCGACUGCUCCAAGAAAAGCCUCCUGGGACUCGGCGACAUCAUUGUGCCUGGCCUUUUUAUAUGCCAAACACUGGUGUUCUCGAAGGACUACGUGAAGAGGGGAAGUCUGUACUUUGUCACCUCGAUGGUCGCGUACACCCUGAGUCUUGUGAACACUAUGGCUGUCAUGCUGAUCUUCCAACAUGGCCAGCCGGCACUCCUGUUCAUUGUACCAUGGCUUCUCGUCACAUUCUCUGCUGUCGCCUUGUACAACGGGGAUGUCAAGGCGGCAUGGAACUUUGAUAUUCUUAGCGUCUUCACAACUUCUUCAGAGAAGCCAGCGCCUGAUGAGCCGCAUGCAGAACAGGAGGAAUCCCUCUCCACGUUUGUCUGCGAGGCUGUUUUGGAUCUUUUCGGGUUCGCAAAGGAGGCGGCGGCGGAGUGCAAGACGGCGGAGGAGUUGAAGGAAAAGAAGGAGGCGUAG
This is a messenger RNA of Leishmania mexicana MHOM/GT/2001/U1103, 930 nucleotides long. RefSeq names its product aspartic peptidase, clan AD, family A22B,putative. Lineage: Eukaryota; Euglenozoa; Kinetoplastea; Trypanosomatida; Trypanosomatidae. Gene Ontology annotation, cellular component: cytoplasmic side of endoplasmic reticulum membrane; lumenal side of endoplasmic reticulum membrane; membrane. Bases 1 to 930 code for a protein of 309 amino acids. The transcript has a single exon. The record is from RefSeq and is a predicted model, not a curated record. Gene Ontology annotation, biological process: membrane protein proteolysis. Gene Ontology annotation, molecular function: aspartic endopeptidase activity, intramembrane cleaving.